AUUUAGCGACAUUCUAUAAAACGCAUUAUCUCCCCUAGUGUACUAUACUCCCUUAUUUAAGGGCACAUUGUCUCUCUCUCUCAUAUACUUGGCCGGCCACUAUACCUCCUGAAUAUUCCCAAAUCCCCAAAUUAAUUUCUUUUCUAAUCAGUAAUUCACAUCUCUCAAUAACCGAUCUCUCCAAAAAUAGAAAACCGAAUAAAUUGACACAAAAAUGGCCACUCUGCAGAAAUUCAAGUUCUUAGCAACCCAAUGUGCCGUCGCUGGAAGUCCGACCAAGAGCCCGACGACGAGCCCGGUAAUCCACCUCCGCCGCCGCAAAACCCUCCGAAUGCUUCUCGGCCGCGGAGGGAGGAGGCUGCCCCAGCGCUGCGAUGACGCCUCGCCCGAUCGCAGCGAUGAAGAGCGCUCGCCGGAGAAGAGCGUGAGCCACAAGCUCAAGGAUUUGUUCGUCUCGUCGCCGCCCUCAUUCAGCGAGAGGGCUUCCGAGAAUGCUGGGGAGAGGCUGCUGCCGGCGGGCGGAGGUGGAGGUAGGAGAGGCGGGGCCCGCUCUCUGCGGCCUCUGUCGGCGACGUUUCGGCAACGGUUGUUGAGGAGGGCUUGGCGGCCGGCACUUGUCGCCAUACCUGAGUGACAAUUUAUUCUAUUAUUACUAAAAUUGAGUUUUUUUUUAUUCUUAUAAUGCUUUCAGGAAUCAUAGUUAAAUAUUUUGAUCGUUUAAUUUCUUAGAGAAUUCAGACAUUUCAAAUCAUAAUUCUUGUCGAUGUAAUUUUUUUAGAAUUACUCGUCGAUGUAAUUUAGGCGUAUCCAGUUUUAGGGAUGUAAUGCUCUUGUUAUAAUAUUUCGUAUUAAUUUGAGUUUA
Messenger RNA from Salvia miltiorrhiza (redroot sage), 862 nucleotides. RefSeq lists its product as uncharacterized. The record is from RefSeq and is a predicted model, not a curated record. The transcript has a single exon. Lineage: Eukaryota; Viridiplantae; Streptophyta; Magnoliopsida; Lamiales; Lamiaceae. Bases 215 to 634 code for a protein of 139 amino acids.